This is a messenger RNA of Chinchilla lanigera (long-tailed chinchilla), 4668 nucleotides long. It is a transcript of the gene Adgra1, whose product is annotated as adhesion G protein-coupled receptor A1. Bases 864 to 2570 code for a protein of 568 amino acids. Gene Ontology annotation, biological process: G protein-coupled receptor signaling pathway; cell surface receptor signaling pathway. The transcript has 7 exons. The record is from RefSeq and is a predicted model, not a curated record. Lineage: Eukaryota; Metazoa; Chordata; Mammalia; Rodentia; Chinchillidae. Gene Ontology annotation, molecular function: G protein-coupled receptor activity. Gene Ontology annotation, cellular component: plasma membrane; glutamatergic synapse; postsynaptic density.
AAAUUGUUCCAAAAUCAAUUUCCUUUUUCAGAUUUCUGUUCUUGAAGCCCUCAACAGACAAGGACUAUCUUUAAAAAUGAAAUAACAUCAUCCUGUCCUCCUUUCAGGGAAAUGCUUUAAUGUGAGUUGUCUGAAUCUGUUGGAAGCGAGCGGCAAACCCUGGUCGGUUGUCUCUUUAAAUCGGCUCUGCAGUGUGACAGGCGGCUGGCCGGGCUGGCUGGGAAGAACCAUUCCCACCCUGCCGCAGGGAGCCCGGCCACUGCUGCCGCCAUCCGUGCCUCCCCCAGUCCCCAUGGUUACGGCUCCUGCUUCCCGGCCUGUUCCUCAUCCCUAGCUGCCGCCACAGAAGACGGGCGAAGGCGGCUGGCAUCCCCCAGCAGAAUCCUGGAAGCUGCCCGCUGAGCUCGCAUUGAGUGCCCGCUCUCCCCGCCUCUGACUCAUUCUCUCCAGUGCAGAGCACUAUCGCUGCCGCUGUGCACUGGCCACAGCCUGUCGCCAGGCUGCAGCCCUGCAAUCUGUUGAUAACUCCACUUUGGAGCUCCAGUCCAAUGCCUCUUGUGAUGGAAAGCUGUUCCCUGCCGACACAAGGAACCCGCCACAAUGCACCAGUGACAGGAAGCACAAGAUUGGUGCCUCUCCAGCUGUUUUUGCCAAAAUAGAUGAGUGCAGCUUAUGGACCCUCACCCGGCCCAUCAGGGUCACCCUGAGGCACACUGCCUUGGAGCUUGACUUAUAGCUGCUGUUUGGAACUUUGACCUUCUGGAUGGCCAUGGAGCCUGGUGGGGAGAAGGGCGCGACAUAAUCGUCUCUGUGGGCCACACCGCCCCCACCGGUGCUCUCACCUCAGUAACUCUGCAGGGCUCAUGGAUUUGAAGACUGUCCUCUCCCUGCCCCAGUACCCAGGGGAGUUCCUGCACCCUGUGGUGUAUGCAUGCACUGCGGUCAUGCUGCUGUGCCUCCUUGCCUCCGUUAUCACCUACAUCAUGCACCAGAGUGCCAUCCGGAUCAGCAGGAAAGGCCGGCACACACUCCUGAACUUCUGCUUCCAUGCAGCUCUGACCUUCACUGUGUUCGCAGGUGGCAUCAACCGCACCAAAUACCCGAUCCUGUGCCAGGCGGUGGGCAUCGUGCUGCAUUACUCCACACUCUCCACCAUGCUGUGGAUUGGAGUGACCGCCAGGAACAUCUACAAGCAAGUGACCAAGAAGGCCCUGCCAUGCCCAGGCGCAGACCAGCCACCGUUCCCCAAGAAGCCCCUGCUCAGGUUUUACCUCAUCAGUGGAGGCAUCCCUUUCAUCAUCUGUGGGGUCACGGCUGCCACAAACAUCAGUAAUUAUGGGAUUGAAGAUGAGGACACAGCAUACUGCUGGAUGGCCUGGGAGCCCAGCCUGGGUGCGUUCUAUGGGCCGGCUGCCUUCAUCGCCCUGGUCACCUGUGUGUACUUCCUCGGCACCUACAUCCAGCUGCGGCGCCACCCUGAGCGCAGGUAUGAGCUCAAAGAGCGCACAGAAGAGCAGCAGCGGUUGGCAGUACCGGAGGGAGGCCACUGCCAUGGAGUGCGGCCCGGUACCCCAACUGCCUGCGAUGCCCUGAUGGCCUCACAGCUGCAGAACGAGCACUCCUUCAAGGCUCAGCUGCGGGCCGCUGCCUUCACACUGUUCCUAUUCACGGCCACAUGGACCUUCGGGGCACUGGCUGUGUCUCAGGGCCACUUCCUAGACAUGAUUUUCAGCUGUCUGUAUGGAGCCUUCUGCGUGACUCUGGGGCUCUUUGUGCUCAUCCAUCACUGCGCCAAGCGGGAGGACGUGUGGCAGUGCUGGUGGUCUUGCUGCCCUUCCCGUGGGGACGCCUCCACCACCAAGCCCAGCACUCACCCUGCACUCGAUGCCAAUGGAGACAUACUGGGGCACACCUGCCUGCAGGACUCACCGGGUCCUGGCAACCCAAGAGGCUUUAGCCACCCACCCACUGGCCACUGCAAGAUGACCAACCUGCAGGCUGCCCAGGGCCAUGUCAGCUGCCUCUCGCCAGCCACUCCCUGCUGUGCCAAGAUGCACUGUGAGCAGCUGAUGGAGGAGGAAGCCCAUGUGCACAUGCCUGAGGAAGCCGCCUUCCCACACAACCCAAACUUGCACAGGUGCCUCAAGGGCCGAACUAAGCCUCACUACUUCAGCCAGCACCAGGCAGCUGCCACUGAGCACGAGUAUGCCUACCACAUCCCCUCCAGCCUAGAUGGCAGCCCCCACAGCUCACACACAGACAGUCCCCCCAGCUCUCUUGAGGGUCCCAUGGGGGUGCACACGCUGGCCUGCUGUGCCCAGGGUGACCCCUUCCCUAUGGUCAGCCAGCCUGAGUGCAGUGACACCGGUCCUGCACUCUACGGCUGUCCCCCAAGGCUGCCUCCAGGCCCCGCCCACUUGGAGAUGCUCCGGAGGACACAGUCCCUGCCCUUUGGCGGCCCCAGCCAGAAUGGGAUGCUGAAGGGCACUGUUCAAGAAGGCCUGUCAUUCAGCACGGAUGGGACGGGCAACAUCCGAACAGGUCCCUGGAAAAAUGAAACUACUGUGUAAUAGGGACAGGAACACAUCACCCUCACCAGUACCACCAUGUCCCUGGAGGAGCUUCAGAGCAAAGAGGGGACCCAUUUGCCACAUGAGGUUGGUAGGGAGGCUCACCAAAAUGACAGAGCCUUUCAGAAGCGGCUCACACCUUGGAGCUGUGUCCCCUUUGUUGUGAAAGAUCCCAGCAGGAAAAUGCUUUGGGCCACACCUGCCUCUGUUAGUCCCAAAGUGGAAUGUGACUGUCCACAUACUGUCACCCGCUUCCUGUUUGUAGCAUCCCAUCUCCAGGGAAGCCCAGGAACAGAGUACAGGAUUCUAUCGAAGAAGCCACCCCAGACCCCAGCACAGGGCCCUGCACCUAUGCUGUAUUGCUGGGUGAUAAUCCAAGCAGCCUCGCCAGAGGCUCCAUCUGAUACUUCCUGGCAUUGUGUGCGUGCACAGGUGUGUGUGUGUGUGUGUGUGUGUGUGUGUGUGUGUGUUAAAUUUUGUUCCAGGAGCCAUAGUGGCCAAUUAUCAAGAGCAUUCUCCCACUGGGAAGUUUCCAUAGGUCCCUUCCAGUAUCCUUGUGUCUGUGUCACACCAGCAUCCUCCCCUGGCACUUCUGCCGUCUCACCUAACCCUAACCCCUAACAACCUGAGAGCAUCUUGGAUGCUGGGGGAUGGGGCCCCCAUACCGCCUCUGGUCACGGGCUCUUGGGGGCCCAUGCGGAUGCCCAAGCACUUCUUAAUGGAGACUCAGCUUCCAGACCCAGCCACUGUCAGGACUGGACUGCACUCCGCUCCAUCGGGGGCACUUCUCUGUUCCACAAAGAAGAGGAGCUGACUGAGGUGACAGUUAUCAGAGACAAAAUUUCUUUUUCUCUUUUCAUUUUCAUCUGGGCACAGAGCCCCAAAUCAAAGGACAGAUGUUGAUGACAAUGAGCCUUUUGUGAAAAGAAGUAGCCUGUCCCAGGAAGAGUUCCCAUUGAGGCUGGAGCAUCUGUGUUCAGAGGGGCAUGCCUAUGGGACUGUGCACAGGCAUUCCUCCUUCUGUCCUCCCAGCCUGUGGCACAUGUGCGCACACAUGUAUACACACAUACAUGCACACAAGCACAUAUGCGUACACUACACACCUGGACACAUACAUUCACACAGUGUGCAUACCACAAACAUGCACGGGUACACACAGGUACAUGCACAUGUACUGCAAAGUGCACAUGCACACACUUGCAGAACAGGCAUGUGUAUGAGUGUACGUAUGCACAUAGUACAAAACACACAUGCAUACCUCUAUGUAUCUACCUGUGCAACACACAUGUGCACACAUACUGCAGUGUAUACAUAUAUACACAUGCACACAUGUGUAUACACAUUUACACAGGUACCCACACACGUGUGUGUUUUCUAUCCACCCAACCCCUGGGUUUUCAUUGCAGAUGCUCAUGUCAGCAUCAGGAUUAGUGUCACUGUGACUCGUCAGUGUGCUCUGCUGUUGGGACAAGGGGCUUCACCAGGAGCAGAACCGUCCCUGAGCGUGCCUCGGAGGGGAGAGCGUGAGGCGUGCUGCAGCACCUUCCAGGGGGGCACACUCUUCAGUGCUGCAGUGGGAAGUGCCAUCCGGAGCCCAAUGCUCAGUAUCUGAGUAAGGAGCUGUCAGCCCUGACACUUAUAAACUCAUCUGUGACAUUGUAACUUACUGCAGCUUGCUGCACCCAACACAGACCCCAUGUGUCCUUACAGGUCAACCAACAGACAACCAAUGACCUCUGGGUGUUUUAAGUUCCUGUCACUGUCCAGGCUUGUCACCUGCUUCCGUAGCUGAUGCACACAGAACACAAGCCUAUGCUGUGUGCACACUGUAGAUGCAGACUGUCCGAUGAAAAUACAGUAUUUUGCAUUGUUUGUCCUUGGUGAGGCUGGUCAAUAGCAUCCUGUGUGUGUUUCUUGCCCUUGACAGGGGACAAUGGUCCAAGUGGGGCUGGGACCCCAAACAGAUUGCUCCCUUGGGCUGUGGUCCCUCACACCCUUUCUGCCCUCCACACCCCUGGCAGAACAAAGAGGGCACCUCACCAUUCAACCAAAGAAAUUCAGCAUUAAAUAUUGAACUUCAUUGUGUUUUGAUAUUGAU